UUGUUAUCUAUCCUCAUAAUCACUGCGUCUGACUUCUUUCUAUCUGUAUAUCUGUGUCUAUCUGUCUUUAUCUAUAUCUGUCUCUCUCUCUCUCUAUCUAUCUAUACCUCUCUCUCUCUAUCUAUAUCUCUCUCUCUCUCUGUCUGCCUCUCUAUCUCUCUAUCUCUCUGUGUGUCUCUCUCUCUCUUUGCGUGUCUCUCUCUCUCUCUCUGUGUCUCUAUCUAUCUAUCUAUUUAUCUCUCUGUGUCUCUAUCUAUCUAUCUACCAUUUCAAAUUUGCUCCCUCUCUCUCACUCAUUUUCUCACGCUCUCUCUCUCACACAUUUUCUCACGCUCUCUCUCUCACUCAUUUUCUCACGCUCUCUCUCUCAUAAUUUAUUUCUCCCUCCCUCUGUCUCAUAUGUUUUCUUUCUCCCUCCCUCUGUCUCAUAUGUUUUCUUUCUCCCUCCCUCUCUCUCAUAUGUUUUCUUUCUCCCUCCCUCUCUCUCAUAUGUUUUCUUUCUCCCUCCCUCUCUCUCAUAUGUUUUCUUUCUCCCUCCCUCUCUCUCAUGUUUUCUUUCUCCCUCCCUCUCUCUCAUGUUUUCUUUCUUAUAUCCCUCUCUCUCUAUGUUUUCUUUUCUCCCUCCCUUUCUUUUUUAUGUUUUUUUCUCUCCUCUCUCUCUCAUGUUUUUUUUCUCUCCCUCUCUCUCUUUUUCUCCCUUUCUCUCUCAUUUUUCUUUCUCCCUCUUCUCUCUCUCUCUCGUUUCUUCUUCUCUCUCUCUCUCUGAUACGUUUUCUUUCUCUCUCUCUCUCUCUCUCUCUUUUCUUUCUCUCUCCCUCUCUCUCUCUCUCUCGUUUUCUCUCUCUCUCUCUCUCUCUCUCAUUUUCUUUCUCCCUCCCUCUCUCUCUCUCAUAUUUUUCUUUCCUCCCUCCCUCUCUCUCUUUUCUCUCAUUCUUUUGCUCCCUCCCUCUCUCUCUUUCUUUUUCUUUCUCCCUCCCUCCCUCUCUUCUCUCUAAUAUUUUUUCUUUCUCCCCUCCCUCUCUCUCAUAUUUUCUCUCUCUCUCCUCCCCCAUUUUCUUUCUUUCUCCUUUAUUACCUCUCUCAUGUUUUCUUUCUCCCUCCCUCCUAUUUUCUCUUUCAUUCUCCCUCUUCUCUCUUGCAUGUUUUCUCUCUCCUCCCUCCCUCUCUCUCAUGUUUUCUCUCUCUUCCCUCUCUCAUGUUUUCUUUUUCCUUUCUCUCUCAUAUUUUCUUUCUCCUCCCUCUCUCUCUUUUCUCUCUGAUCAGAUUUUCUUUCUCCAUCUCUCUUCUAUUCCUUUUUUUUCUCCCUCUCUCUCUCAUAUUUUUCUUUCUGUCUCUCUCUCUCAUAUUUUCUUUUUUCUCUCUCUUAUUUUUCUCUCUCAUAUUUUUUCUCUCUCUCUUCCUCAUAUUUUCAUUUUUUUUCUUUUAUCUCUCAUUCUCUCAUGUUUUUCCCACCCUCCCUCUCUCUCAUUUUUUUUUCUUCUCCCUCUUUCAUCCUUUGUCUCUCACGUUUUAUUUUAUAACUCUCUCUCAUAUUUUUUCUUUCUCCCUCUCUCUCUCCUCUCAUAUUUUUUCUUUCUCCUCUCUCUCUCUCUUAUGUUUUCUUUCUCCCUCUUUUUCUCUCUAUUUUUCUUUCUCCUCCCUCUGUUUUCUUUGUUUUCUUUCAUCUUUCUCUAUCUCAUUUUCUUUCUCCCAUCCCUCUAUCUCAUGUUUUCUUUCUCCCUUUUUUCUCUCUCUCAUGUUUUAUUUCUCCCUCCCUCUCUCUCAUUUUUCUUUCUCCCUCCUCUCUCAUUUGUUUUCUUUCUCCCCUAUUUUCCUUUUUUUUUCUUUCCCAUCCUUUCCUCUCUCUCCCAUAUUUUCUCUCUCCCUCCCUCUCUCUCAUAUUUUUCUUUCUCCCUCCCUUUCUCUCAUGUUUUCUUUCUCCCUCCCUCUAUCUCUCAUCUUUUUUUCUCCCUCCCUCUCUCAUCUUUUUUUCUUUCUCCUCUCUCUCUCUCAUGUUUUCUUUCUCCCUCCCUCUCUCUCAUUUUUCUUUCUCCUCCCUCUCUCUCUCAUUUUUCUUUCUCCUCCCUCUCUCAUUUUUUCUCUCCCUCCCUCUUUUCUCUCUCUCAUAUUUUUUCUUCUCUCUCUCUCUCUCCUAUUUUCUUUCUCCCUCUCUCUCUCUCAUACGUUUUCUUUCUCCCUCUCUCUCUCUCAUACGUUUUCUUUCUCCCUCUCUCUCUCUCAUACGUUUUCUUUCUCCCUCUCUCUCUCUCAUACGUUUUCUUUCUCCCUCUCUCUCUCUCUCAUAUUUUUUCUCUCUCCCUCUCUCUCUCAUACGUUUUUUCUCUCUCUCUCUCUCUCUCUCAUAUUUUUCUCUCUCUCUCUCCCUCUCUCUCUCUCUGUUUUCUUUCUCCUCCCUCUCUCUCAUAUUUUUCUUUCUCCCUCCCUCUAUCUCUCUCAUAUUUUUCUUUCUCCCUCCCUCUAUCUCUGUUUUCUUUUCUUUUCCUUCUCCUCAUGUUUUCUUUCUCCCUCCCUCUCUCUCAUUUUUUUCUUUUACCCUUUCUCUCUCUCUCUCAUUUUUUCUUCCUCCCUUUCUCUUUUGUUUUCUUUUCCCUCUCUCUCUCUCUCUCUCUGAUACGUUUUCUUCUCCCUCUCUCUCUUUACGUUUUCUUUCUCCCUCUCUCUCUCUCUCUUUAUUUUCUUUCUCCCUCUCUUUCUCUCUCUUUAUUUUUCUUUCUCUCCUCUCUCUCUCUCUCAUAUUUUUUCUUUCUCCCUCUCUCUCUCUCUCAUACAUUUUCUUUCUUUCUCUCCCUUUCUCUCUCUCAUAUUUUCUUUUCUCCUCCCUCUCUCUCAUGUUUUCUUUCUCCCUCCCUCUUUCAUUUUUUCUUUCUCAUUUUUCUCCCUCUCUCUCAUAAUUUUUCUCCCUCCCUCUUCAUAUUUUUUCUUUCUUCUCCCUCCCUUUCUCUCUCAUCCCUUUUCUUUCUCCCUCUCUCUCUCUAUGUUUUCUUUCUCCCUCCCUCUCUCUCUGUUUUUUUUCUCCCUCCUCUCUCUCAUAUUUUUUUUUUCUCCUCCCUCUCUCUCAUAAUUUUUUCUUUCUCCCUCCCUCUUUCUCAUUGUUUUCUUUCUCCUCCCUUAUCUCUCUGUUUUCUUUUUACCCUCCCUCUCUCUCUAUUUUUUUUUCCCCUCUCUCUCUCAUGUUUUCUUUCUCCCAUAUUUUCUCUCAUGUUUUCUUUCUCCCUCCCUCUCUCUCAUCUUUUUUUCUCCUCCCUUUUUCUCAUGUUUUCUUUCUCCUCUCCCUUUUUUUUUUCUCUCAUGUUUUCUUUCUCCCUCUCUCUCAUAUUUUUUCUCUCUCUCCUUUCUCUCUCUCUCUUAUAUUUACUCUCUCUCUCUCCUCUUUCUCUCUCUCUCAUAUUUUUCUCUCUCUCUCUCUCUCUCUCUUUCUUUCUCUCUCCCUUUGCUUGCUCUUUUUUCUCUCUCUCUCUCUCUCUCAUCCUUUCUCUCUCUCUCUCUCUCUCCUUUUCUUUCUCUCUCUCUCAUCUUUCAUUUUUCUCUCUCCCUCUCUCUCAUAUGUUCUCUCUCUCUCUCUCUCUCAUAUGUUUUCUCUCUCUCUCUCAUAUAGGAGUCGUAGAAUGGAAUGUUCCAGAGAAUGUUGAAAUUACGGUCACUUGUUUCCGUGAUACAAGACAAGAGCAAUAUGAAGACAAAGAAUGGACCUUUGUCAUUGAGAGUGUUAGUAAAGCUGGGAGAAGAAAGAUUCUUGCUUCAAAACCUAUAAAUAUGACAAAAUUUGCUAGUCAUGUUCCCACACAGAACACAAUCACAUUACAACUGAAGCCGGCAACAAAAAAGAUUAAAGAAGCAAGUCUUCAUUUUACACUGUCCUGUCUCUUUUUACGUGAAGGAAAAGCAACUGAUGAGGAUAUGCAGAGUGUAGCUAGCUUAAUGAGCAUUGGAAGAACAGAUGUUGGAAAUCUUGAAGAUCUUGUUGAAGAUGAAGAAAAUGAAACUCUUGAUAUCAACAAUAAAUUUUUGGAAGUUUCAGCAAAACUAAGUCAGUUGGAAGCUGGUUCAAAAGGUCAGAAUGACUUAUCUCCUGGAUAUCAGAUGUUCCCAGAAGAAAAAAGCAUGAACCCUUUUGAAGAUGACUUGAAUGAAUCUUUUGACUCAAUGAAUCCAUUCUCAGAAAAGGACUGUACUGGAAAUGCCUCUAUGGAUGCUUCUAGUAUGAAUCCCUUUGAAGAUGAUGAUAAGCCCGUUGUGGAAUCUCGUUUCUCCUUUGAAGCACAAAAACCCAAGGCUAAUUUUAAACCUAACAAAUCGGAGACUCUUCCUGCUGCUUUUAGGAAGAAGACCAGUUCUAGCCAAUUUCAUAACCAAUCAUCAGAUGCUGAAUCUCUUCAACGUCCGCACUAUGAAGGUACUCCACCUACCACACCUCCAAAUGAAAAACGUGUUGUUAGAGCCAUUACACCUCCUCCUGUACCAUCAGCUUCUAGGUAA
This is a messenger RNA of Acanthosepion pharaonis, 4476 nucleotides long. Lineage: Eukaryota; Metazoa; Mollusca; Cephalopoda; Sepiida; Sepiidae. The record is from the annotation of a GenBank genome assembly.